Symbiodinium natans is the source of this 374-nucleotide messenger RNA. NCBI's taxonomy places the organism in Eukaryota, Dinophyceae, Suessiales, Symbiodiniaceae. The record is from the annotation of a GenBank genome assembly.
GCAUCCACCACAUCACUCCGUGGCUCCUCAUCUUGAAGUCCAACCGUUUUUGCCUGGACGCCUCCCAUAAGGCCGGAAGGAAUGUCCACAUGCACAAAGACUGCCACGAGCUCCCUAAUCAGCGGUGGUACAUGCUGGAUGGCAACCUCGUGAACCUUCAAGAUGGCAAGUGCUUGGACUACAACCUUGAGACGAACAAUGUGUACAUGCAAGAGUGCCACGACGGACGAAACCAGAAGUGGUAUUUUGAAGAUGACACUGCAUACAUUCGUACUGAGGAGGACCACAAAUGCUUGAGUAUGGAACUGAAUGGGCAUACGGAUAAUAUCAACGUUAUCAUGACCGACUGCGCAGACGUGGACUUUCGGAAGUUU